UCCUCCCUGUUUCACCCCUCUCCCCCUCCCCCGUCCCCGCUCUCCCCCUGUUGUAAUCCCCUGCCGAGGAUUUGACUCUAAUCCGCGCCGCUCGCAGCCGGUUCGGACUCAGCCUCCGGCGGGGAUUGCGAGCGCUGCCCGGCCAGGCUGAUCCCCGGGCACCGACUGAUGGUCCAGGGCGGUGCGUUCCCUGGGGUUUCGGCUGUGGGAACCCCGCCAUGGGUCGCAAGGAAGAGAGCGAGUGCUGGAAAAAGCAAACGAACAACAUCACCGACAUCUUCCAGCUAAUGGAACUCCUGGGCUCAGGAGCCUUUUCAGAAGUGUAUUUGGCUAAGGAGAGGGCGACGGACAAACUGGUAGCACUGAAGUGUCUUCAGAAAAAGAAGAAGGAUGCUGUUGUGUUGGAAAAUGAAAUUGCUGUUUUGAGAAAGAUCAAACACGAAAACAUCAUUGCCCUGGAGGACAUCUACGAGAGCCCCACCCACUACUACCUGGUCAUGCAGCUGGUGUCCGGAGGAGAACUUUUCGACAGGAUUCUGGAUCGUGGAGUUUACACGGAGAAAGAUGCCAGCUCUCUGAUACGACAGAUUCUCGAGGCAGUAAGGUAUCUCCAUGAGAAUGGAGUGGUACAUCGAGACUUGAAGCCUGAAAACCUGUUAUACUACAACUCUGAUGAAAACUCCAAAAUCAUGAUCAGUGACUUUGGCCUCUCCAAGAUGCAGGACAUGGGGGUGAUGUCCACGGCGUGUGGCACUCCUGGCUAUGUGGCUCCUGAGGUUCUCCAUCAGAAACCCUAUGACAAAGCAGUGGAUUGCUGGUCUAUUGGAGUCAUUACAUACAUCCUGCUGUGUGGUUACCCUCCUUUCUAUGAGGAUACCGACUCAAGGCUCUUUGCUAGGAUUUCGAAGGCUGACUAUGAAUUUGACUCUCCGUUUUGGGACGAUAUCUCAGAACAGGCAAAAAGUUUUAUCAGACACUUGCUGGAGAAAGACCCGAAGAAACGGUUCACUUGUGAGCAAGCCCUGUGCCACCCCUGGAUCUCAGAGUACAGCGCCCCACUGCGCAAUAUCUACCGCUCCGUCAGUACGCAGAUCGCCAAGAACUUCGCCAGGAGGACGUGGAAGCGGGUAAUCAAUGCUACCCUAAUAGUUCACCACAUGCAGAAACUGCAUUUACCUUCAGAUCAGAGGGUGGCCAAUUCCAACUGCAGUCGAGGAGACUCCAAACUGGCUUCUGCAGACACCUCCAGGGAGUUGCAGCAGACAAGAGUCAGACAGCAUUCUGCUCCGAGCCUUCUGACCAGCAGCCAGACAGACAGCGAGAGCCUUGCUCCAAAAGCACCUCUUCAUCGGCGAAUGAGUGAGGAGGCACGGGUCGCAGGGCGGGAGCCGGACGCCUCACCCGAGGAGGAGACGCCCUUCAGCUGUGUAGCACAUGAGGACCUGCUGACAGGAGCGCUCGAGGACGGAGAUCGUGCAGCCGGAUCUCCCGGGCCAGCUGAAGCCAGCGCUGGAGACACGUCAGCUCCUUGCCAAGUAGUGAAGCUGAAGGGUUGGAACAGCAUCGAGCGUGUUGAGGUCAGGCAGACUGGAGUGUGCUUACUGAUGUAACUCGGACGCGGUGGCUUCACGGACCGGUGAGUGAUCGAAGGCUGAAUGAACAGAUGCUCGAUAACAUCUGGUUGAUAUGGAGAACUGACCAGAACUGAGGGACGAGAAAUUUAACAACGCCAUGGGGUCUUCAUUGUUACUGAUCCUCCUGGUCUGAGUGAGGGACCUGCACCGUGGAAGUAAGGAUUGGAUUGGAGAGGACAGACAACAGACAAGACUGGACUCAAUGUAAAUACUUAAGUCCAUUUGAACUUAUUGUUGACCUCAGGCAGUAUGGUUUUAGAUUUUCAAAUUAUUAAAUGGCAGAAAUGAAUAUUUAUGCUCAAGUAACAUGUUAGGCUUUUGUAGGUUGUUUUUAAUUAAUAACAUAGUCAGUUUACGUGGAAUUCUGUAUAAGCUAAUGGAUGCUGAGAGAUUUGUAUAGCCUCCCACAACUAUUGAGAGGUUUGGUUUAAUCAGGGACUCGGACUUGCUGCCUUUGCAGAGGUAAUAUUAUGGUUAGAAUAGGUCCAUCUCCUCAUGUCUUUAGGUGAUUACUGGGACCCUGACCUUCAACUCUCCUCUAAACUCUGUCCUUGAGCUCAUGAUCACAGCUUGAUGUCGGGGCUGCCCACCUUACACAGAAAGCUGUUUCAGGGAUCAUGUUCCUUCCACACAACAGAAUCGCCGUACUGUCAAAACUAUGAAGUGGAAAUGCAAACAGGUCUGACAGGUGCGCCUCAGCUAUCUAGUAUAAUCACAGGAGAUGUUUGUAGGUUUUGUGGACUAACUUUGUGAAUCCCUACAUUUGGCUCUCUAAGGAUCUGUUAAAUGAUAUAACCUGUGUUUGUUCUGUGAGUUUAAGAGCUGGUUCAUGUUCCGGCAUUGCUUUGGAACUGUAGUCAGGCAGGCAACAUGGGGAUUGGACCAACAGUGGAUCUGAGGAAGAGAAUCAGCCAUUGGCCAAGUGUUCCUGCUUCCUCUCUCUCUGCUUCCAUAGAACAUAAAGCCGAAAUGCUGCCUGCCCCUCUCAGUGUUUCUAGCACCUUUUUUAUUUCAGGUUUUCAGAAUCUGCGGUCUAUUUAUUUGUUUUUUGUUCUCAUCUUCAGUUUUCGGAAUCUACAGAUUUUUACCUGUACACCAUGUUUAUAUUUCAGGUUUCCAGAAUCUGCAGAGUUUUUUCUUUGUAUUUCCUGUUUUUAUUUCACGUUUCCAAUAUCUGAAGAUAUUUGUUUGUAUUCUGUUUUUGUUUCAAGUUUCCAGAAUCUGCAGCUUUUUGCUUCACACUGGCAGGCUCCAUUUGUACAACUCAAAGGAUUUUGUCCUAUCUUGUUGGCUUUCAAAGUUGUGCAUUAAUUUGGUUGGUGAAUAGCUGUGUAGAGGCUCCUAGCAUCAUAGUCCUAGAAAAGUUCAGCACAGAAACAGGCCCUUUGGCCCAUCUAGUCCAUGCCAAACCAUGGCCUGCACCCCUCCAUAGCCCUCCCAUCCAGGUACCUAUCCAAACAUUUCUUAAACAAUGAAAUUGAGCUUGCAUGCAGUCACAAUCUUCUGAGUGAAGAAAUUUUCCCUCAUAUUCUGCUUAAACUUUUCACCUCAAGUUGCAGCCCCACCCAACCUCAGUGGAAAAAGCCUGCUUGCAUUUACCCUAUUUACACCUCUCAUAAUUUUGCAUACUUCUGUCAAAUGUCCCCUCAGUCUUCUAUGUCUAAAGGAAUAAAGUUCUAACCUAUUCAAUCUUUGCUUGUAACUCAGGUCCUCCAGACCCAACAACAAGGUUGCAAAUUUUCUCUGAACUCUUUCAAUCUUAUUUACAUCUUUCCUGUAGGAAAACUGUUCUGCAAGUUUAAGAGCUAGCUCAUGUUCCUGCGUUGCUUUGUAAGGUAGUCAGGUAGGCAACACAGGGAUUGGACCAGCGGUGGAUCUGAGGAAGAGAAUCGACUGUGUGGCCAACUGCUUCUGCUUCCUCCCUCAGCUUCUAUUGUACAUAGAACAUUACAGCACAAUACAGCUCCUUUGGUGCACCAUGUUCUGCCAGUCUUUAAACCUACUCUAAGCUCAAACUAAGCCCUCCCUCCCAUAUAGCACUCCAGGUUUCUAUCAUCCAUGUGCCUAUCUAAAAUUCUCCUAAAUGACUCUAAUGUACCUGCCUCUAACACAACCCCGCCCGUACA
This is a messenger RNA of Hypanus sabinus (Atlantic stingray), 3760 nucleotides long. Its product is annotated as calcium/calmodulin-dependent protein kinase type 1D-like. The coding region runs from base 219 to 1610 and encodes 463 amino acids. The record is from RefSeq and is a predicted model, not a curated record. Gene Ontology annotation, cellular component: intracellular anatomical structure. Gene Ontology annotation, biological process: peptidyl-serine phosphorylation. The transcript has 12 exons. Gene Ontology annotation, molecular function: ATP binding; calmodulin binding; calcium/calmodulin-dependent protein kinase activity. NCBI's taxonomy places the organism in Eukaryota, Metazoa, Chordata, Chondrichthyes, Myliobatiformes, Dasyatidae.